AAUGGCGCAUGCGCAGGCGGGGCUGGCGGUUAAGCCAAUGAGCCCGGCGCUUUCUUGCUCGCUUGCUUGCUUUUGGCAUCCCUGCGAGACAAACGAGGGAGGAAGAGGAGGCAGAAAAAGAGAGAAGAGGAAGGCAGGAAGGUGGCAGCGCACUGAAGAGCACCAGAGUGAUUUGUGGGAGGCAAAAGAAAAGGGGAAACAAAGAUGUUUGGCUUCCACAAACCGAAGAUGUAUCGGAGUUUAGACGGAUGCUGCAUUUGCAGAGCGAAGUCUUCCAGUUCUCGGUUCACUGACAGCAAGCGUUACGAAAAGGAUUUCCAAAGCUGCUUUGGUCUGCAUGAGGCCCGCUCAGGAGAUAUCUGCAAUGCGUGUGUGCUUCUGGUAAAAAGAUGGAAAAAGCUGCCAACCGGAUCAAAAAAGAAUUGGAAUCAUGUGGUGGAUGCGAGGGCUGGGCCAAGUCUCAAAACAACACUGAAGCCCAAGAAGAUGAAAAGUCUUCCUGGCAACAGGAUAAAAAGCAAUCAGAUAAGCAAGUUGCAGAAAGAGCUGAAGCGACAUAACUCUGAUGCCCACAGCACCACUUCAAGUGCCUCUCCAGCCCAGUCACCCUGCUAUAGCAACCAAUCGGAUGAUGGUUCAGACACUGAGAUGAGCCCUGGUGCUGGCCGCACACCUGUUUUCUCUUUCUUAGAUCUUACGUAUUGGAAAAGACAAAAAGUUUGCUGCGGAAUUAUUUACAAAGGCCGCUUUGGAGAAGUCCUUAUAGACACUCACCUCUUCAAGCCCUGCUGCAGCAACAAGAAGUCUCCAGUCGAGAAGCCUGAGCCUCAAGGGUCCCAGUCUCCAACAAUCUCCAACCAGGAAGAGUGGUGACUUCCACAGCUCACUGAAAACGGUGUAAAUGGAACCUCUUUCUCUCUUGAAAGGCUUGAAACUGACCGACUCCUCACUCUGGAGGCCUGCUAUGCUGCCAAAAGACUGUAGUUUCUUCCUUGAAACUGUUUUGAGGGUUUGUUUGUUUUUUACUAUGUCAGUUCUGUUCAUUCAGAAUUCUAUUCACAUCUCUUCAAAAAGGACUGUAAAUAAUAUUUAAGAUACUCUAAAAUAGAUAGUCGAGCUGAAUGCUGCUGCACGUUAUUAUUGUUCAAACCUUUCCCCACACAACUUCUUGCUUGAAUGAUAAUGAGGUUGGUAACAUAGAUAUGUAGAGUUUAUUACUAUUAGAGAUGCAGUGCUCACAUUUGACAUGCUGAAAUUUUAGCCAGUCAUUUUUUUUUCUCUCUGUGAGAAAAAAUAUUGUUUAAUGCUCUAAGGCAUGAACUUUGGGUACUCAAUUUUGUACAAGUCCUCCCUGCAAUGUCUAUGUUGUGAAAAUGGGGAGAGCUUACUUACUACUGAUGCUUCAGCAGUGAUGUUUCACCUCAGUUGGGUCUAACAUAUUGCAAAGAACAAACUGAGAAAGCUUGGCUGCAGGAUUCUGGGAGCUAUUCUAAACUAACUUUUCCAGAUUCAGAAAUGGUGUACAUAGGAAUGGCGAGAGGAAUGGGAUCAGACUAAGGCAAGGUUAGCAAGGCUGUUGUAAGGCUGGACAAACUAGGGGUUGAGUGGAGGAAUCCUGGACUAAAUCUUUUUUAUGCACUGUAUUCCGCUCACUGUUUAUCGGUGAAAGUUAGAGAUUAAUCUUCAAGGGAGACAUGGUAUUUUUAGAACCAUCAUCACAAGUGUAAUCUUGUUUAUGUCUAUAAUAGGAUGUGGCAAAUGUACAGUGCCAAUUCCUAGUUUUAGUACCAAAUAGUUUUUUCUGUGGUUUGGGAUCAGUUCAGGCUGCAAUCCAGCACAUAUAUAUAAUGUGUAAGCCUUAUUUUGGCUUGAUUUUUUGUCGCCUCUUCCUAUAAUUCUAUCAAAUUGAUAAAAAGAAAGUAAGCAUUAUCUAUCAUGCGAUGCAAUUAAAGAAUUGCAUCCCAGAGUAGAUACAGCACUCUGUUCGUUAUUGGCAAGGUCAGAGAGGGUUUAUGUGGUCUAUUUUGUAACCUCAUCUCAGCAGCUGUAUAGAAAUAACAUGGUAAUAGAGAUUACAUUUGAAAGGAGCCAUGCCAAUUUUAAAAACCUCAGGUUUAAGACUUCUCUUCUUUCCUUUGGAUUCUGUGUCUCUGUCACAUCAUUAAUGUGACAGCACAGCCAAGGAAAAGAACUCUGCAAUAACUCCCCUGUACUUUUCCUGAUCCUCGUUGAAAACAUCUGGGCUCACUUAAGGUUGCCCUAGGCAUGUUCUGCAUUUCUUGACAAAAGUGAGGGUUUCUUUUUCAAAUACAAUCCGGCAAAGGUUCUACAAAUUAAUGGAAGUCCAUACACACUGUUGUGUGUCUUCCUGCCAUCUAUGGGCUGUCAAGACUCUAGAGAGAGUCCCAUGUCACUUAACUGGUGGGGAAGAGAGGGAUUGGGGAGCAGAGUUACUUCAGCCAUGGAAAAAAUGUACCUGGUCUCAUUUUGUUGCGGGGAGAGAAAUUAAGGUCCAGUGGAGUGCACUGAUUUUCUUUCCCCUAGAAGCCAGGAGCAGCAGUAGUAUCUUCAUUGUGCUAAUAGCCUUCCCUGCCUCAUUACUGAUGGAAAAAAGAAGCACAGCAGCCUUUCCUAUGGUUUGAUAGCUGCAAGGCAGGGAGAGGUUUUUGUAUGGAGCACAAGGGUAACAGAAAUUGUGUUCUGUGUCCCAUCCAGAACAGGACUUACUUGUAAGUCACUAAAAGGAUAUCAGCUGCUGCCUGUAUAAUUUAUGCACACAUAACUUUCCCGCACUAUUGCAAUAGCAGUUGCAGCAUUCCCUGGUAUGGAAGGCCCUUCAGAUUUGUUGGAGUACAACUCCCACUAUCCCCAGCCAGUGGCUGCAAUGAUAAGACUUACAGCAUGACACGUUUGGAAGAACCCUAGGAUUGGGAAGUGGGCUCUAGUAUUGCUUCUUUUUAAUAUUGUCUCUAAAUGGGUCUGGCUUGUCAAAUGUAUUUUAUAUAUUUUGUCGAAACCACCUCAGUAAAUGUCCAUUUUCACUAGUUCUUGGUACUGGAUGCUGCAUUUCCCAAAACCCUUCCUGCUACAAUGCCUUUCCUCUCCAUUUCCCAGAAGUGCCUUUAGAUUUUGCUCUUCUUUUUCACAAUCCUAUCUUCUAAUUGUUGGAACUGCCCAGUUAAAUCUCCUCAAAGCAUAUUUGUAUUUAGAUUUGUCCUUUGCUGCAGUCUCCUUGUUCUGCUUUCAAUGUCAAUUACUUUCACAGAUGUCUUAGGAGCAAAAUUUCCCUACUGACAACAAAUAUGUCUACACUCUAGAAUUAAUGGUGUUUAACACCACUUCUGUUGCCAUGGCUGAGUGCUAUGGAAUCAUGGAAGUUGUAAUUUUUCAAGGUCUUCUCUGCCAAAAGAGGGCUGGUGUGUCACCAAACUACAAAUCUCAUGAUUCGAUAGCAUUGAGCCAUGGCAGUUGAACUGGUAUCAAACUUCUUCAAUUCUACAGUGUAGAACCAGCCAAUAGCAAUAGUAGGACUAGGUAAUCCAGGAGGAUUUUUAACUGUAGGAGUAGUUGUAUGAUCUAGUGACUGAAGUAAAUUUUAAAUAACCUUAAGCAGGCAUAAAGACUAGAAUCUUAUUUUUGUUUUAAAGUCCAGGUGGUCCAAGAAAGUUUUUGUUAGAUAUGAUGAAUGCGUGCCCCUGCUUUUAAGAGUCAAGAUAGUGGCUAUGGCUUUAGUUCAUCACACUUUUCAUCACUUUAUUUGAAUACCAUGAGAAUUUCUACUUUUAUGCAAUGCACUACUUCAAAUAGGCCUAUGUGUUUCAGGCUUUUUUCCACAUUUUCAUUAAACCAUUAAAUUUGAGCCCAUGUGAUAUGUCAGGAAAAAUUAAAUCCGAAAUAAUGUGUUCCUAUAUUUUUAGGUUACCUUAGUACUCUUUCCCAUUCAUCAAUAUCCUGCCUUCAUUUGUAAAUAUGGAGAAACAUUCUAAAGGGAGGAUAAAAUCAAUCAUUUUUGUAAUUGACUAGCUACUUGGCAGCUUUGCUGGGUUGGUAAUCUUUGGAGGGUACAUGCAGUACAUUUGUUGGCUCCUUACUGGAUUACACUUUUUAAAAAUGGGUUAAUGGUUCUGGGCAUUUAACAACUAAACUAUGAAAUUGUGUGCUAUAAUUUGGAUCAUCUCUUCCACUUCUGUAUUUAUUUAUUUAUUACUACAACAGCAGACUGUCUUGCCCUUUGCCUUCCUCUUCCAUCCUGUGUAGUAAUACAAAAUGAAUUGUAUGUAGUUAUGCACUUUGUAUUAAUGUAGUAGAAAUCUAUGGAACCUCUGUUUUUAUACUUUUUUUACAUUGUUCAUACACUUGUAAUCCAAGCCUUUUUUAAAAACUAGGGUAAUGAAUAAAUUUUUAGUCUUAUUUAGAAAAAUAUAAA
Messenger RNA from Anolis carolinensis (green anole), 4426 nucleotides. It is a transcript of the gene sinhcaf, whose product is annotated as SIN3-HDAC complex associated factor. Gene Ontology annotation, cellular component: Sin3-type complex. Lineage: Eukaryota; Metazoa; Chordata; Lepidosauria; Squamata; Anolidae. The transcript has 6 exons. The record is from RefSeq and is a predicted model, not a curated record. Bases 205 to 873 code for a protein of 222 amino acids. Gene Ontology annotation, biological process: negative regulation of cell migration.